UAUCUGUUUACAGAGUUUGACUGUAAAUUAUUUCUGUUAUGGUUCAUGGUUCUUGAAAAAGAUUUAAGAAGCUUGAUGCAGAAUACCCAAUUCUGUACCGUAAAUUCAUCUGCAGCCACCUGCUGUCUCAAGACAAACAUACAAAUGCAGCAAAGGGGGAAGGAAAAAUUAAUGCUGCCAAGCAAUGACAGCCAGUCUGAGUUUUAGCAGUAGAAUUUCCAGGUCAAGGGACACAGCUUUGAAAAAGUACUGAGGAGCCAGAAGAAGUAUGUGUCACAUCCACUCCUUCAGGGGUAAUGCCUGCAUUUAUGACUUUGCUUCUAAGGGAAUGUUCACAUUACAGUACCAGCUUAGAGAUCAGUGAAGUUUUUAAUCCGUGGAUUCCACAGUGCUUUCCUCCCAGCUCUUUGCAUCAUCGUAGCUUCAUUAGUGCCAGAUUCAUUUCUGUUUGUGUUCACGCCAGGGCAUACCUGCCAGGUUCCCCAGAAAAAAACAGGACAUCCAGUCCCCCGCCCCCCGUGUGAAAUUGUGGUGGUCAUUUUGGGUGCUGCACUCUCGCCUCGAAAAAAGUGCUUUAUUUGGAGCGAGAGUGAGGUGCGGGUCAUGCGACUUACCAGGGAGCGCAUGCCAGUAUCGGGCCUGAAAAAGUUGGAUGGUAUGCUGGGUGUUGGAGGUGGGAGGGAUGUCUAUACCACAUGAAUGCUCAAUGCAUAUUCUGCAAAGGGCUAACCCACACUUUCUCUCUUCCCACUGUCCGCCCCCCCAAAAAACCCCGCUCUUUAGUGUGAAGGGGACAGGUUAGGUGCGGAGCAAGGAGGAAACCGCUUGGACCCGUGUCUAGAAUUGCCUUAAAUAAUAAGUGCAAUCCUAAAUAUGUCUUCUCUGAAGUCUGCUUUGGAAAAGAUGACCCUUUCAGCUGUGCGAUUUUGAUUUUGUGCUGUGCGCUGCUGUGGCCCUCACAGUGCCAUGAAACGCUGUUGUCCGAUACAGAUGUGUCAAAAUCCUGGCAACCUUGAAAUUAUCACCCAUGAGAGCACGUUCCUGUUUUUCAAAAUUGUUUUUAGAUGUCCCUAAUGUUGUUAAAUAUGCUUUUUUAACUGCUUUGUUUGGCUGUUUCUCGCCUUGGGCUUCUUUGAGGGCGGGACAGAAACGUAAGAAGGGAAUAAAUGAAAUGCGGGGUUUUCGCCAUCGAUUCCUAUGCGGAGGCAACAACGCGCGCAGCAACGAAAGGAAACUGCCACUGAGGGAGAAACUGGCGCUCUAGCUUCUUCUAUGCGGGAAGAGCUCUGCUUAGCCCCGCCCCAUUGUGACGUCGUCGAGUCACGGGCCUCACGUCGUCCAUAGGCAACGGCGAUACGUCGCCAAUGCAGCCCCGCGCUGUUUGAGGGCUUGUAACAAUGGCCGCCCUAGCAACGGCAGCGCUAGCGACGGUAACCAGGAGCAACCAGGGAUCCGGUACCACCAGGACCGGCUCCGCCAUGGCGCAGGGGGGAUCGGGACCCUGGGAAGGCUACGGACCCGCAACCGCCCAGCUUAUGGGCCUUGUGCGCAGGAACUAUUAUAACUGCAAGAUGAAAGCUGAUCAGCCUAAGAAAGCUGAAUUUAUAAGAGAAGGGGACAAACUAAAUAAAGAACUUCUGAGCAUUGAAAGGGAUAAAAAUAUGCUUCUCUUCAACAAGAAGAGUGAUUUCAGGAGGGAAUAUAACAUAUUGGAAGAACUGGAACAUCAACUGACUAAGAACCGGAAAGCAGAAAAAGGUAAUAUCCAACAAAAACUGGGCAGAAUUUAUAAUAAUGUUAAAGGACUCCAGCGACAAUUAAAACAUGUGAAGCCAACCCCAGAAUUUGUUGACAGACUCAGAGAAAUGAUGGAAGACGCUGAAAUGUCAAUAAAUGCAUUUAAAGAAGAACAGCGACAAAAAUAUGAGGAGCUUCUGAGAGAGGAGAAGACAGCUACUAAUGAGAUUAAUGCAUUGGAGAAAAAAAUUGAGCUCUGGGCAUUAGGUACUUCAGCAACAGGAAAUACGCCUAAACAAGGCAUGCUUGUAGUGGAUAAAAAGAGACAAAAUCACCUGCCUCCUGGAGUAGCUGAGCUUGAUAAAUUCCUUCAACAGACAGGGGGCAAGCAAGGAGGUUGGGAUGUAUAUGAUCACCAAGAAUUUUUGAAAUUGUGGACAAAGCAUAAAGGAAAACCAUCGUACAUUGAUGAAGUCCUUGAUCAUCUUCCUGACAGAACAAGGGAGGAUAUUCUGCAGCAUGAGAAAUGGUAUCAAGAAUUUCUGAUUUUAGAAGCACAAAAAAAGGAGUCCAUUCAAGAAUGGAAGAGAAAAAAGCUACAAGAGAGAGAGAAAAUCUUAGCCCAGAAGAAGCCAGAGGAAGGGCUCACUACAGCUAUACUACAGCAUGCAGCAGCCCAGAAGCAAAAAGUUGAAGAGGAAAGGAAAAAACGACUGAAAGAACUUGAAUUGUGGAAAAGGCAAAAAGCAAUAGAAUAUUCAAUGAAACAGGCUGCUCAGCUACAAGCAGAGGAAGAGAAGGAGAAGAAAAAGCAGAAGGAACGGCAGCGGCAAUGUCAUAUAAAGUUGCUGUUGGAAGACUAUAGUAGGCAGAAAAAGGAGGAGGAAGAGCUUUUGAGAUUUGAGAAGAAAAAGAGAGAGGAAGCUGAAAGGGAAGAGAAGAGAAGAAUUGCUGCAGAAGAAAUUCUUAAGUUCCAAGAGCGAGAUUUAUCUAAAGUUGUGUUUAAGAUUCAAGAAAAACAGGCAAAGGAAGACGAAAAAAUAGAAAAAGAAAGAAGAUUGAGAGAAAAGUUGAGAGAGAAGGUUGGAAUGAAUGUACCUCGAGACCCACGUAGGCUGUUGAAGCCUACAAAAGUUUGGGAAGAACGAACAAAAGAAAUUGGACCAGAAGGUUCCGGGCCACUUCUGCAUAUUCCGCACAGGGCUGUCCCAAGCUGGCGACAAGGACAAUAGUUGGUUGGCUGCACAGUUUUAUUAGAAGAUAA
Podarcis muralis (Common wall lizard) is the source of this 3001-nucleotide messenger RNA. RefSeq names its product coiled-coil domain containing 112 (gene CCDC112). Lineage: Eukaryota; Metazoa; Chordata; Lepidosauria; Squamata; Lacertidae. The record is from RefSeq and is a predicted model, not a curated record.